Molecule: messenger RNA, 575 nt
Organism: Lactuca virosa
Lineage: Eukaryota; Viridiplantae; Streptophyta; Magnoliopsida; Asterales; Asteraceae
Source: the annotation of a GenBank genome assembly
ACACAAAUACACCAUACAUUACAAGUCUUAAAAACAAUACCUCAUAAAAGUCCAUGGAAAAUAAAGGAAAGAUGAUGGUGGCCCUUGUGGUGCUAGGACUGUUGGUUCAAGGAACAGUCGCACACCCAUGUGGAAGCACAUUUUUCUCAGCUUUGGUGCAACUGAUACCGUGUCGUGCAUCAGUCGCACCAUUCAGCCCCAUCCCACCAAAUGAGGCUUGUUGUACCGCAGUCAAAGUUCUUGGCCAACCUUGUUUGUGUGUUCUUGUCAACGGUCCUCCUAUUUCUGGUGUUGAUCGUAGCAUGGCCAUGCAACUUCCCGAAAAAUGCAGUGUCAACUUUGAACCAUGUGAACUUGCGAAAAAGAAAGAGUGAAUUAGUGAGCAUAGAGUGGGAGCUAUCAUUCGAUUCAAAAAAAUCCAAGAGAAUAAAGUAGUGUCGGAAUGUGUGAAAUAAUUCCACGAGUUCAAAUUUAAGGUGUUAUAUUAAUCGUUGGUUUUCAUGUUUUGUCGGUUGAUCGUAGUUCUUUAAUGUUUCUGUAAUAGAUUUCACACGUUAAUGUUAUAUUAUUAUAGA